Oryzias melastigma (Indian medaka) is the source of this 3277-nucleotide messenger RNA. It is a transcript of the gene rnf167, whose product is annotated as ring finger protein 167. The transcript has 10 exons. Lineage: Eukaryota; Metazoa; Chordata; Actinopteri; Beloniformes; Adrianichthyidae. Bases 448 to 1638 code for a protein of 396 amino acids. Gene Ontology annotation, biological process: positive regulation of DNA-templated transcription; protein ubiquitination; ubiquitin-dependent protein catabolic process. Gene Ontology annotation, molecular function: ubiquitin protein ligase activity. Gene Ontology annotation, cellular component: nucleoplasm; cytoplasm. The record is from RefSeq and is a predicted model, not a curated record.
GUUUCGUACGUCACCACUCGAACAGGAAGUGGACUGAAAGAAGCAAUAACAAACAAACUUAGCAGUUAGCACAAUUGAGUUAGCAAGCUAAAGCGAGGUGAAGAAAGUUGUCGUUUGUUUUGCCAUUCUUGUUUUGCAUCAACUAAAUAAUAGUAGUUUGUGUUUUUUCCGAAUGUUGAUAAAACGAUGUACGUAGACUUCCACAAACGUCGACAAAUGAACUAAAUUGUUAUCUAACAUUGACUAAUACUAGCUAAACGUCAGCUAACCUCCUUGGCUUAAUCCUCCUCGUUGGGUUUUUGUGAGAGAUUUUCUCAGAAAACGCUUUGACGUUUUAUAGGUAAAACUAAAGGAGUUUAAUGUGAAAAAUUAUUUCCAGCCGUGAGGAUUUUGACCACCAACGGAGCACUAAAAUUCUACGUUUAGUGCAACUAGAAGAAACCAAGCAUGGUCCACCUCGGUGUGUGGUGCUUUGGGACUCAUCUGAGCGCCCUUACACUGAUACUCUGCACCGUGCUGGUACCAUCACCAACACAUGCUUAUAUAUAUGUAAAUUAUAAAAAUAUGAGCUCCAUGUUGUUUGAAGACCUGCCUGCUUUGUUUGGAGCGCCGCUUCCUGCUGGUGGCUUAACGGGCCUUUUGGUGUCAUCCCAACCAGCUAAUGGCUGUGCACCAAUGAACCCUCCUCCUCCCUUGCCGUCCUCCCUUGAUGCCAACACUACUAAGUUUGUCGCUCUCAUCAAACGCUAUGAUUGCAAUUUUGAUAUAAAGGUUUUACAUGCACAACAAGCUGGAUACAGUGCUGCAAUUAUUCACAACAUGUAUUCAAAUACUCUGCUCAACAUGAACUACAGCAACGACACUAUUGCAGAGCAGAUCGAUAUCCCCUCUGUGUUUACCAGCUAUUAUGCUUCAGAAAACCUCCGGACGUACCUGUUUCCAGAGCACGUGGUGUUUGUGACCCUUAAGCCAGAAUUCGCCUUCCCUCUAUCAUACUACCUCAUUCCCUUCACGGGGGUAGUUGGCAUGAUCAUUAUUGUCAUGUGUGUGAUCCUGGUUAUACGAUGUGUGCAGUACAGAAAACGGAUGAGGAAAAACCGUUUGACAAAGGAACAACUGAAACGCAUUCCAACACACAGGUUCACUAAAGGGGAUGACUAUGAUGUCUGUGCCAUCUGUCUGGAUGAAUAUGAAGAAGGAGAUAAGCUGAGAGUUCUGCCUUGCUCCCAUGCUUACCACUGCAAGUGUGUGGACCCGUGGCUCACACAGACCAAGAAGACGUGUCCGGUGUGCAAACAGCGGGUCACCCGCAACAACCCAGAGCACUCCGAGUCCGACUCCGAGGAGGAAACCAGAGGACGCGGCGAAGAAGACGGUGAUGCAGACUCUGAGCGCACCCCUCUCCUUCGACCUUCCAACCCCGGAUCGCCAUCGGGUAGCCCGGGGGCGUACGCCGCCACCACUACCACCGCCCAGUGCCUCGGCUCCCCCGCACACCGCGACUCGCCUAUCUUUGGCUGUGAAGGUUACUACUCCCCAGAGGAGGACACAGACUCAGAGAGCGAUGCAGACGGGGAGCUCCUCCACACUGAUGAUGACACCGCUGAGCUAAUUGGUAGGAAUCGAGUGGAGAUAUAAAGGCCUGGAAAUAACCAGAUGACAGAGUUGGUUGGUUGGUUUGUGGUCAGCCAGACUUUUAAGAUAAACUUUUACAUAUGUUGACUGUAGAAGAAUCUUUUACACAAUAAUGUUAGGUCCACAUAAGUGUCAAAGCAUUGAUCUGUUUCACCAAAGUCCAGAGCUGAAGUCCACUUCAAUCCAGUCACUGUGGCGCUUGUGUCUUUUUGUCGCACGUUGUAGUUUAUGACUUGAUCACACAACACAACCUACUGCUGCACACUACGAACGCCCACUAAAAUCAAGUCUUUUUGAUCUCGAGCCUAAAGCAAAAAGCCUGUUCCACAGAUGGUUUUUAAAGUGGUUUUCUAUCUAUUUGCUUUAAAAAGAGAGAUCAGUAACAUUAUUUUUCUUGAGGAAAAUUGUUUUUAUUUCCCACUCCAUUUUCAGCUUUGCAAUAUUUUCAUUUAAAUGUGGAGGAAAUUUUUGUAUUUUGAUUUGAUUUUUAACUUGUGUCUUUUCACAGAUUUUAAAGUUAUCCUUUAGAGUUUUUUUCUAGUUUAUUUACUAUUUUUCCUCACUUAACAACUAUACUGUUCUUGAUUUAAGGAAAAAAAAUGUCAGUUUUCUGAGCUUUUUGCAUUUUUGUUAUUACUGAAUGAGCCGUCAAUAAGAAAUGUUUUAGGAGUUUUUUUAGGUAAACAAACCCAAGUUUUUAUGGCUAAAUUAAAGGUCAGCUGACACUGUAAAUAAAUAACAAUAAAACAUGUUGCAUUUUGUUUUUUGUUUUUUUCAUUUUUUUGUUUUCCCAAACAGAAGAAAAGGAUGGGAUUAUCAUUGUUUUGGAUUCUGGAGAUUUUUUCAGGAAAAACGUCACAUUGCCUUACUUUAGUCUUGAUGUUUGUGUGUCCGUUAAAUGUUAAACAUUUUGAAGGGACAAGUUGGACACUCCUUUUAGCUUUGGUUGUUCUCUGUUAUCACUUUUUUCUUAUUAUUCCUGUUAAAAGUGAACCAGAAUUUUGACAGGCUUAUUUAAAAACUCUAAUCUGCACAAACAUUAAAAUGACGCUGGAGUUCUGAAGUAAUAGUGCACACAGAGACUAGUUGGCCAAAAGUCUUUAUACUCUUCUUUUGUUGUAUAUUUGCUUUAUUCUGUAGGAAAGGAAAUUCUCAGAUUACUUCACCACAGACUGAUAAAGUUCACGAUCAAUUUGACAAAAAUGAUCGCCUUCUACACGGUGAAUCGCAGAUUGAUUGAGAUUUAUUUCAUGUUUUGAUUUGAAAACUCCAUAAUUUUAAAGUUUUGGGUUUGUCAGCUGUGUAUAUAAAAAACAAAUCCUAACAAUAAAAUUAAAAAAACUUCAAAUCAUUUGUACUGUACCUUUGUUUGAUCCAAAUGUCUGUUAUAAAUUUCUCACAAAAACAAUAGAUAUUUAUCCUCUGUUAAUGUUUAGAGCAUCUCCCUUAUUUAGAAUGUGCCUGUAGGGAAUCUGAGUGUCAAGAAAAAUGUACAAAGCAGAGCUGAGGAGAUAUUGAAAGCUACAUGCAAGGUGCUUUUAAAUGUCACGGGAAAGAAACUGUUGCCAUCUGUUUAAGUGUUUUCUCUUUGCAAAAGCAUAUUCACCUGUAAUAUUUGACAAAUAAAGCCUGGAAAAUAAAA